Molecule: messenger RNA, 5469 nt
Organism: Oryzias latipes (Japanese medaka)
Lineage: Eukaryota; Metazoa; Chordata; Actinopteri; Beloniformes; Adrianichthyidae
Product: protocadherin gamma-C5
Biological process (GO): homophilic cell-cell adhesion
Cellular component (GO): plasma membrane
Molecular function (GO): calcium ion binding
Source: RefSeq, a predicted model, not a curated record
GAUGUAGUCCAAUAGAUGACAGCUUUGUACAAAGAGAUCAACUCCAUCCCCCUUCGUUUCCAGCAAAGCAUCCCUCAGUGCGUUCGUGCGCUGGCGGGGAGAAAUGCGCGUUCUCGAUGGCUUUUGGAUUUCGAUUUUUACUGCUUAUUUUACAGCAGUUCCACCAGGAUUAUCUCUUUCUUAGUAUGUAUUUUGAAUCGUUUAUCAUGGUUCCUACUUUUAUUAGGAAACCAAUAUUUUGACAGGCCGGGCUGCAACCGGGGAACACAAAAGAGAAUGGGGUACCGUGAAUGGAGAUGGCAGGCUCUGUGGUGGCAUCAUUUCUUCCUUUUGUGGAGUACAACAAACGGACAGACUCGGUACAGCAUCCCCGAGGAACUUAAACAGGGAUCGGUGGUUGGAAAUGUAGCCAAAGAUCUGGGCUUGGGACUCUCUGAGAUUUUUGAUCGGAAAUUACGCGUCGCCUCCGAGGCCGGUGAGCAGUAUUUCAGCGUGGAUGCGGGGAGAGGAGAGCUGCUGGUGAACGACAGAAUAGACAGAGAGGCUUUGUGCGGACAAAGCGCCAGCUGUGUUUUACCUCUGCAAAUUGUGACAGAGAAUCCCUUGCAGCUGCACAGAAUCGAGGUGGAAAUAAAAGACAUUAAUGAUAAUAGUCCAGUUUUUUUAACAGAAGAGCGAUUUUUAAAGAUAGCUGAAUCCACAGCCACGGGAGUACGGUUUCCUUUAGACCCAGCAGAGGAUUUGGACGUUGGCAGUAAUUCAGUUAAAAUAUACACACUGAGUAAAAACGAGUGUUUUAGCCUGAAAAUGAAAGAGUUGUCAGGUGACCGCCAGGUUCCUGAACUGGUUUUAGACAAACCCCUCGAUAGAGAAAAACAGAGUGUCCAUCAUUUAUUACUGAUUGCUUCAGACGGAGGUAAUCCUGUUAAAACUGGAACCGCAAAAAUUACUGUAAGCGUGAUGGACAUCAAUGAUAAUGUUCCCGUGUUCAAAAUGCCUUUCUAUAACGUGACAGUUCCCGAAAACGGCGUCGUUGGUUCUGUGCUCCUCAGAGUUGAAGCCACGGACGCAGAUGACGGUGUAAACGGCGAGAUUGAAUAUGUAUUCGCGGAACACACUCCGCAGUCACUGCAGUCUGUCUUUAAAAUAAAUCAAGAAAAGGGGGAUAUUUCAUUAUUGGAACCUUUAGAUUAUGAAAAAGGCGCAAUUUAUGAAAUACGGAUAACUGCCAGAGACAAAGGAGUUCCUCAAAUGGAGGGCCACUGUCGAGUUCAAAUUAUGGUGAUGGAUAUUAAUGAUAAUGUGCCAGAAAUUGUAAUAACUUCGAAACCAAAUCCAGUGCAGGAAGAUUCACCAAAAGGCACAGUUGUGGCUUUAAUUAAUGCAAGAGACCAAGACUCUGGUAAUAAUGGCAAAGUAAAGCUAAAAAUCACUAACGGGUCUCCUUUUGCACUUAAGCCUUCUUUUUCUAAUAACUAUGCUCUUAUAACAAACGGUGCUUUAGACAGGGAGACAUUUUCAGAAUAUAACGUGGAAAUAACAGCAAUAGAUUCGGGCUCUCCUCCGCUUUCCAGCGUAAAAAUGAUCACCGUGAGCGUCACUGAUGUUAAUGACAAUCCUCCGGUUUUUACGCAGCGGUCUUAUAACGUGUAUUUAAAGGAGAACGGAGUUCCGGGUUCUAUUCUGUUCUCAGUAUCCGCAUCUGACCUGGAUUCAGGGGAAAACUCAAAGAUCUCUUACUCCAUUCUGGACUCGAAAGUCCAGGACGUGUCCGUGUCCUCCUAUGUUUACAUGAACUCAGAGAACGGCAGCAUCUACAGCAUGCACUCGUUUGACUAUGAGAAGCUGAAGGUGUUUGAGAUCCACGUUCAGGCAAAGGACCAGGGCUCUCCUUCUCUCAGCAGCAACGCUACUGUCCACGUCUUUAUCCUGGACCAGAACGAUAACGCGCCCGCCGUCAUUUACCCCUCCUCCGCUGCUCUGGGCUCCCUCUCUCAUCAGAGGAUGCCCCGCUCCGCCAAAGCGGGUCACCUGGUUACCAAGGUGACGGCGGUGGACGCUGACUCGGGCCAUAACGCCUGGAUCUCCUACAGACUGGCGGAGGCCACAGACGCCUCUCUGUUCACCGUCAGUCUGUACACAGGAGAGGUGAGGACUAAACGCGCUGUGUCCGAGCAGGACGACUCCUCUCAGAGGCUGAUCCUAGAGAUCAAAGACGACGGAGAGCCGCUCCAAUCCGCCACCGUCACGGUGUCCAUCCUGCUGGAGGACGCUCUCCACGAGCCCAUCUCAGAGCUGCGACACCACAAAGCGUCCGAGCCAAGCAAGAAAACGGGCAGAAUCACCCUUUAUUUGAUUCUGUCUCUGGCCUCGGUGUCCGUGCUGUCUCUGCUGACUUUUGUCAUCUUAGCGGUGAAAUGCAUGAGGAACAGCAGAAGCAGCGGCAGCUGCUGCUGCAUGAGACGCAGCGACUCGGAUGAUUACAAGAACCCCAACAGAAACCUGCAGAUUCAGCUCAACACCGAUGGACCUAUCAAGUACGUGGAGGUCCUGGGAGGAGACAUGAUGUCUCAGAGUCAGUCCUUCAGGUCCUGCAUGUCUCCCAUGUCAGAGUACAGUGAUUUCACUCUGAUUAAACCCAGCAGCACCACAGACUUUAAGGAGGUCAUCAGUGUGCUGGAUGCCUCUUUACCUGACAGCACAUGGACCUUUGAGAGUCAACAGCAAAAGCCCCCCAACAAUGAUUGGCGCUUUACCCAGGGACAGAGACCUGGACCCAGUGGUCCCCACAUGCCAUACGGUACACACAUAAGAUGGACGCCGAAAAAUGGGACAAGGGCGACUGGAGGACCUGAGGUUGCCAUGGGAACAGGACCUUGGCCCCAGCCCCCUACUGAGGCGGAGCAGCUUCAAGCCUUGAUGGCUGCUGCUAACGAAGUGAGUGAGGCUACGGCCACUCUCGGACCCGGCACCAUGGGCCUCAGCACCCGCUACAGCCCCCAGUUCACCCUGCAGCAUGUGCCCGACUACCGCCAGAACGUCUACAUCCCUGGCAGCACGGCCACCCUCACCUCCAACCCGCAGCAGCAGCAGCAGCAGGCCACAGCCCAGCAGGCCGCCCAACAGGCCCUGCCCCCGCCACAGGCCUCAGCCCAGUCCGAGCCCCCCAAGGCCGUCCAGACCCCUGCCUCCAAGAAGAAGUCCACCAAGAAGGAGAAGAAGUAAAGGUGGAUGGAGAUGUACAGGGUCAAGAUGAAGCUGGCCUGAUCUGAGAAAUUCAACCCCCCACACCCCACCUGCAGAUAUCUCACUGCUCUUCAGUCAGUAAUGACAGCCAAACAGCAAGUUCCUUUGACCACAUGGACCUUGCUGAUAGUUCUUUGAAAGUCUUCUCAGAGAAUCUUAAUGUGCUAAAGGAUGUUUAUGUUACUAACCCGUGCUGUGUUAAAGGUCUAGUAUUGUUCAUGUAUUCCUUGUGGCUUGAUAUUUUGGUAGGGUAUGGGGGGUUAUUUUCUUUUUCUUUUUUUUCUAACAUAAAAAAUAUAUAGAAAAAAAAAGAAAAAAAUUAAAAUACUAUGGACAAAGAGAUUUUAGUGUAAUGAACUUUGCUGGAUGGCAAGGCUGUAAGCAUACAUUUUUUUUGGAUAUUGUUUUCCUUAAAUGGAAAGUCAGCUUUUGCUAAAUGCUCUAGCCAUCAUUCAUAGCCCCCCCCCCCCUCCCUUUGCAGGGUUUUAAAGUCUGAGAUGGUGUUUGACAGUUAUUACAAACCUUUUCUGCAUGCUUACAAGGUUCAAACCACUCUGAAUAGUGCAAAGUUGCAAACUAUGCAUUGCAAAAGCAAUGUCCUCAGUCCAAUCGAAGGUCAAUAAAAUGCCCAUGUAGUAUUUGCUUGACCAAAAAUGAGAACUACUUUUGUAAUGAUAGCUAGAGAGAAAAAAAAUAACUAAGAAUCGAAGCUUCUGAUAUUUUUAUGACCUGAGCAUGCACCCAGAGGAAGGGCUGGCACAGCCAUGGGCGCUUCAGCUGCCGGGACUAGUUCCUUCCAGAUGGCAUGUCCUGCUGCCCUGCACCUGCUGCCCUCCCCUCCUCACACCUGCCUUGUGUCCUCCCUCCAUAAUGAGAGCCAAACUUGGAAAUGCACUGUUUGUUUUCUGAAGAUGAGACACUACUAGAGUUGCAAUCUCUCUAUUCUCUAGGGAAACGUGUAAAUGUGGUAAACUUAAGUGCUUAGGAGUUUCUAGACACCUUAUAAGCCUCUAGGGCCUUGAUGGAGUAUUGUCCCUUCACUUUCCUGAGGUGCUGAAGGAACUUCUUGAUGUGACACAAUUAUUGUUUUCUUCUUUUGGAGAUAGUGAUUCCAUAGCAUAGAAAUGUUAAGGAUUUGAAGUCUUCACUUUGUCAUGCUGUCCGUCACCUCCCUGGCCACUGGUAGAAGUGCAUGAAAACUAUGGCAGCUUGCAGGCUGGGUCAUAGGGAGUGGAAGGGGUGCACCCUGAGAAAAAUUUGCAUCUUCACAUUAACCGGGGCGGUGGGAAAUGACCUCGGCUUUACGCGCUGAAUGUACAGAGGAACCACUGUCGACACACCCCAAACUUUGACUAAUGCACUGACCCAGGCAGAGGUCAACAGAGCCAAUCACAGUCAUCCCUGUCGCUGAGGAGAAGCCGCUCUCCGGCCCUCUGAAACAAAAUCAAAGGGAAACCUGAGCCUGUCUGCCUCUCACCUCUCUACAUUCACUCCCCCUCUCUGUAAAUAAAUGCGUCCUGUCGACGGUGUGAGCCAGGCUUUGGCAAGCAGGGAGCAUGCCCAAGAUUUUCAAAGUAAAAGUCUCUCAACAAUGCCUGGCUUACUGGAAUGUGUUGCAUUUUGUUUUUUCAAGAAACUUAACAAGAUCACAGUGAAAAUAAAAAGUCAACAGUGAAGUCUGACAUGCUCUUCAACAAACGGUGUUGCGAUGUAGUAAUUGAGCACUAUGGAAGCCAACUAACUCUUCAUUGUAAAUAAACGAAUUAAAGAUAACUUUAGAUAAGAAAAAAAAGAAGUGGCACACGUAGAGUAGCUAACUUGUGGUAUGUGUUGCUCAUAUUUUUGUGUUUAUUCUCCCUCCAUUAUCUUUUAUCACACUGUAAAGACAAAAAAAAGAUAUAUCUAGAAAUGUUUCUAUCCUUCUGUAACCUCUUAAUGUUCUUUUGCUGUGAUUUUAACUUGUGCAUUUGUGAAAGAAUGCUUCUCCUUCUCCUUCUGUCCAUAUGAACAAAUGAUUAUAAAUAUUAUAUAUGUGUAAGUCCGUCUGCUGCUGAAUUAAUACUACUCUAUCCUGCUGUAUUAUCUUUCUUAUCAAAUGCUUAGCCCCUCGCCUCACGCUACACCCCUGUGUUACUCUCUUAUUUUUAUGCUAAUAUUUAUAUUGCUGUUUUAUUUUCUCUUGAACACUGACAUUUCAAAUAAAACAAAAUCAUCUAAAAAAUA